UCAGUUCGGUCAGUUUAGUUCUCCGGAAAACGACCAAGAUGUCCUUCUGGUCUGAGAACUACUCCUUCAUCAAGGAUGUGUACGACACAAGGGUCACCAAGAUGACGGAGUGGAUGGAUUACAUUGAGAUGGCGAUAGGGAAGGUGAUGGCUACGAAGGUGUACACCAGUGCAGAGUUUAAGAGAGAGAGAGAUAACUUCCUGUCCCUUUGCAAGAACCUGGAGAGAGCUGAAACCAAGAAAUGGCUCUCAGAGGUGAUGGAUGUUUUGUUUCGGGAUCGGAACAAUGAAGAGAAAAAAGAAGAAAACAAAAGAUUUGAAGUUGUAAUUGAACGCCAUCUUAGUUUAGUUCCCAGAGUAAAGGAAACUCAAGUUAAAAGUGAGGUGUUCUGGAAAUGUUACGAAUAUGGAGAUGAUUUGGUUCAAAUAUUUGAGUUUAUUGAUGAUCAGAGGGCAAAAUCUGUCAGAGAAAUAAUUAUACCUGAUCCUGAAGCAACCGAGGAGAUGAUUGAUAAACAUGGUUCCAUUGUCAGGAUUAUGGAGAAUAAGAGGAAAACAGUCGAGGAGUUUAUAACUAAAGGUGAAAGAUUAAUGGAGGAUCCUAAAUCUCCAAAGUUUCUGGAGAACCACGUGAACAAGCUGAAGGAAGCCUGGGAGGUGGCAAAUGAGAAAGCUCAACUUAGAAAGAACGCGUUGAAUGAAAACCUUGAGCAGUGGAAGGUGUACGAGGAGAAGAGGGUCGACUGUGCUAAGAAUCUGGAUAUGGCGGAUACAGAGCUCAAGGGGAUCAAGAAGAACUUCAACAUGGAGCGCGGACCUCAGGAGCUCACAGAGAAGCUCAAGAUUGCUGCAACCAUGAGGUUUGAGAUAGAAGAGUUGUUUAACCUGACUGAGAACGCAGUAAAGAUAUUGAGUAUAUAUUCUCCUGAUGACAAAAAGAAGGAGAUGGAAGCUCAAGUAACAAUACUUAGGGAUAGAUUGGUAGUGCUGAAUAAGAUUGAUGAAACGCUGGCGGAUAUUUACACAUUCAACAACGAGCUCAUAAAAUUCGAUGCAACCCUAACAGAGCUGGAUACCUGGAUAAACGGGAAAGCAAAGGAAAAGCUUGAACUGAUCAGGAAACCUGAAGAUACAAAUUCUCCUCCUGAUCCUGAGAUGAGGGUUACAAGGACAAUGGAGUUAAUGGAAGAUCUACUGAAGAGAAAUGGAAUAUGUACUAAGGCUGAGGAGACUAGGGCAGAAAUAUUCCCAGCAAAGGGAGAAAAAAUGCCAAAGGAUGCGAAAGACUUUGUUGAGAGAUUGAAAACUGUACGAGCCGGACUAACUAAAUUGGAUGAGGAUGUUCAGGCUGAGUGCUGUAAGUUCUCUGGUGAUGUUAAAUUCUUUGCUGAAUAUCAAACUUCAAUACGACAUUUCUACCCUUGGUUAUCCAGUGCAGAAUUAAAGGUAUCUAAAGGAUUAUCAAGUCCAACCUCCCUCCUCGCUGCUUGUAAUCAACUGGGAGAAUGUAAAAGUUUUGAGGAUGAAUGUGUGAAGAAUUUGUCAACUCUAGAUCUAGCAGUUGAAGCUGCCAGCAAGAUGAUAAAUCAGCAGCAUGCAAAGAUUACCCUACUCAGUUAUAGGUCACGUUGGGAUGCUGUACACUGUACUGCUCAGGAUUGGGUGAUCAGAUUAACCGGUUUGGUUGAGUGUUGGGACAGGUUGGAUGGAAGGGUUGGAGUUUUAUCCAGCUGGGUCGCGUCUACGGAUGGAAAGGAACCGGAUGGAAAAGAUGAUUUAUCAAUUGAGAAGCUAGAAGAGCACCUUGAUACACUAAAAGCAACCUUCAAGGAGAAGGAAGGUUUGGUGCAGGAUAUCCAGACUACUUGUGGAACCAAGAUCUUAUAUCCUGGAGUAACUGAAUCUUCAAGGGCUGAAUCAAGACGAUCCACUAUUCUCGCUACAGAGCUUCAGCCUUCAACCACUGAACCUGUUGCACAACAAACCCCUUCUGUAAUAGAAGCAGCCUCCCCCGAAAAAGCAGCUACUCCAGAAACAGCUGUUGCUAAAUCGGAAGAUGUUAAGUCUGAAGAUGACUCUAAAUCUCCCGAAGUUCCGAAAACGCCUGAAGCUCUAACUACAGAAGUUGGUGCAAAACCUAAAGUUGAGAUUACUCCACCUAAUCCUACUCCUGUAGCUGCAGCAGUUGCUCUUGCUGGGAUUUAGUGCAAACAAGAAGGCACUCAACAACAAGGAUCAAUAACUGGACCGAAACCUAUAUAAAUAUUUAAAUAUAUAGAUUCAUAUAGUGAUUCAUGAACUAGAAGUUACUUUCUAAGAUAUAUAGAAUAAAUGCAUGUAAUUACAAGGAAAAAACGCAGGAUAUAGGAAUACUUCAUGUUAAUGCAAAUAUACCAAUAAAGCACAGUUAUUAAA
Molecule: messenger RNA, 2414 nt
Organism: Eurytemora carolleeae
Lineage: Eukaryota; Metazoa; Arthropoda; Copepoda; Calanoida; Temoridae
Exons: 20
Coding region: 39-2204 (721 amino acids)
Biological process (GO): nuclear migration
Cellular component (GO): cytoplasm; meiotic nuclear membrane microtubule tethering complex; nuclear outer membrane
Molecular function (GO): actin filament binding
Source: RefSeq, a predicted model, not a curated record